AUCGAUGCGGUUGGUGAAAACAGCAGCACAAUCACUCAUGAUUAUUUCCGUACUCGAAUCUUACAAGUAAGUGUACUUCCUUUUUCGCUUAUGACAUGGCGUCCGGCACUCUUUACACUUAUCCCCAAAGCUUCAGAGCGAACAAGGCUCUCAUUGCUGCUCAAUACAGUGGUGCUGAUGUAAAACUCGACAGCAAGUUUAAGUUUGGUGAAACUAAUAAAUCAGCCGAAUUUCUAAAAAAGUUUCCCAAUGGCAAGGUUCCAGCCUUUGAAGGACUUGAUGGAUUUGUUCUGUCUGAGAGCAAUGCCAUAGCUUAUUAUGUUUCCAACUCCCAGCUCCAUGGAGAAAAUAGCAAAGAUGCUGCACUUGUACAACAGUGGAUAAGUUUCAGUGACAAUGAAAUUCUUCCUGCAGCCUGUACAUGGGUAUUUCCUUGUUUGGGAAUUACUCAAUUCAAUAAACAGGACACAGACCGUGCCAAGGAGCAGAUUAAGAAAGUUCUCUCCAUACUGAAUGAUCACUUUUUGACCCGUACAUUUGCUGUUGGAGAGAGGGUUACUCUUGCUGAUAUCAGCCUUGUGUGCAACUUGCAGUCAUUGUAUGAACAGGUACUUGAUCCUGAAUUUCGUAAGCCAUACCAAAAUGUCAACAGAUGGUUUAAUACUGUCGUGAAUCAACCACAAGUUAAAAAGGUUCUUGGAGAAGUAAAGUUAGCUUCCAAGAUGGCCACUUUUGAUGCCAAAAAAUAUCAAGAAAUACAUGGGUCUGCCUCUACUGGUGGAGCUGGAGAUAGCAAGAAAAAGGAAAAGAAGCCAGCACAACCCCAAGCUCAACAACCUAAGAAAGAAAAGGAAAAACCUGCUCCUAAACCUGCAGCUGUGGCAGAUGAGGAGGAAGGUGAUGAGCCUAAGCAGGAAUCUAAAGAUCCUUUUGCUGCUUUGCCUAAAGGAACAAUGAAUCUGGAUGAAUUUAAACGUGUGUAUUCUAAUCAGGAUAUUUUGACAGAAGCUAUUCCCUACUUUUGGAAAAAUUUUGAUAAAGAAAAUUAUUCUUUAUGGUAUUGUGAAUACAAUCAGAAUCUGGAAGGAAAAAUGUCAUUCAUGGUGUCAAACUUGGUUGAAGGUAUGUUCCAAAGAUUGGACAAGUUCAGAAAGAAUGCUUUUGGCAGCAUGAUAGUGUUUGGGGAAUCCAAAAAGAACUCUAUUGCCGGUUUGUGGUUCUGGAGGUAUCCUGAACUUGCAUUUACUCUUUCUCCUGAUUGGAUGGUAGACUAUGAAUCUUACACUUGGAAAAAGCUAGAUCCAGGUAGUGAUGAAGCUAAGGAUCUAGUACAGAAGUUUUUCUUGCAAGAUGGUGACUUUGGUGGCAAAGUUGUGGCUGAUGGAAAGAUAUUCAAAUAAAUCUGAAUGUGUGUUAAGUAUUUAUGUGUGUAAGCAAUGUUUAUCAGAAUACCACAACUUGUUCCUUGUCAUAAGGUUAGAAUAAAUUGUCUGGCUUUUAAGCCUAA
This is a messenger RNA of Biomphalaria glabrata, 1507 nucleotides long. Its product is annotated as elongation factor 1-gamma. Gene Ontology annotation, biological process: translational elongation. The transcript has 11 exons. Gene Ontology annotation, cellular component: cytoplasm; nucleus. The coding region runs from base 96 to 1400 and encodes 434 amino acids. The record is from RefSeq and is a predicted model, not a curated record. Gene Ontology annotation, molecular function: translation elongation factor activity. NCBI's taxonomy places the organism in Eukaryota, Metazoa, Mollusca, Gastropoda, Planorbidae.